AUGGCCCUCGACGGACGCGCGGUGGCCGACUUCGCGGAGGGCGCCGCCAGCGGGGACUUGGACGGCGGCCUGCGGGGGCCCAGGCGCCUGGUGCUGCGGUUCUGGGCCACGCAGGACGACCUGAAAGUGGCGGUGCGGACAGCAGUCCUGGCGAAGCCUCUGGCCCAGAAGCGGCUGGAGUUUCAGAAGGCCCUGCGCGCGGAGGGCCGGCGCUUCGCCUUCCGCGAGGCCUUGCAAAGGCAGCUGGCGCAUUGGCGGGCGCGGGACACCUGGCCGCUGCCGGGCCUGGCGCUGAGCUCCGUGGACUGCGGCGCGGAGCUGGCACAGCUGCUGGGCCAAGGUCACCGAGGCGAUUACCGGGGUCCGCGGAUUGGGGAGAUGGAGGCGGCGGCGCGCAAGCUGCAGGCGAUGUUCCGUUGGCGGAAGCUCUGGAAGGAGCUGGACACCUCGGAGGAGCGGCGCAGGGCCUUGGAGCGCCAGGCACGGGAACCCAAGGCCAAGGUGCAGCGCAGGGGGCUGGCGGCGCAGCUGGACAUCUCCGAGUCGGAGGAGGAGGUGAGUGCCGAGGAGGCAGUGGCGACGCCUUUUUUGGAAGCUGCCGAAGAGCCCGAUGAAAAGAGCGAGGAGGAGGCUGCGCCGGUGGUGCAGCUGCACAAGAGCCAGCCGGGGGAGGAGGCCCGCCCGGGCUCGCCGCUCUCCGGGCCGCAGCUGGACUUCCUGGGGGACAGCGCGGCGGAUACGAAGCCCAGCCCCAGGGCGCCGGUGGGGAAGGUGAAGCUGCACAAGACGCUUCCAGGCAGCGCGGGUCUCUACGACGAGCCCGACACGGCGCCCGAGGCGUCCGCGUCGCCCGCGUCGCCCGCCGACGCGGCGCCGAGCACCCGGGGCUUUUUGGACGACGCGGCGCUGGAGGCCGCGGCCGUGCGGAUCCAGGCGGUGCAGCGGGGGCGCCAGGGCCGCAAGCAAGCGAAAGCGAAGGCUGCCCGCGGCCGUGUGAGCGACAGAGGGCCUGACGAAGCACUGGAGGUUGACCAAGUGGAGGGUCACCUCCAGGCGCCGGCUCUGAGCUUCAUGGGCGCGGAGGUGGAUUUGGACCCCAGGGGCCGGGGGCUGGAAGUAGGGCCGGAGGCAAGCACGCCAGCUUUUCCCCUGGAAGUUGUGGUGCCGGAAGCGCCGAAGGAGGAGACCAGCCGGGUGGAACCUGAGACGGCGCGGAGCCUUUUCGGUAUGGCGCUGGGUGCAGAGGUAGCCGAGGCGCCGGUGGCGGUGGAGACGGUGGAGGCGCCGGUGGAAAUGGCGCCCGCUGCGCCGUCCACGCCGAGAGCGGCGCCCUUUGCAGUGGCCGAGGCGCCGAUUGCGGUGGGGGGCUUCAUGAGCCCCAGCCCGGCGCCGUUCGACGCGCUGGAGGUGCGCAGCGCAAAGAAAGACAAGGAGGAGGACGAGCCUCCGCAGAAUCGCCUGGACUUCCUCCACGAGGAGGAUGCCACUCUGGUGCCGCAGCGCCUCAAGCUCCCGCGCCCCAAGAAGAAGAACCGCGAGGAGAAGGUGACGUUGGCCGCGCCCUCGGCGCCUUCCGCUUCCGCGCCUGCAGCGCCUGCCGCGUCCGCCGCCUUUGACCUGGGCCCCAAGCCAGCGCCGGCGCCAGCGGCGGGGCUCUUUGCGGACGCGGACGUGCAGGUGAAGGCCCAGCCCAAAGCGGCGAAGGAACUCAGCGGCGCGGACGCCCUGGGCGCGUCGCCCCGGGCGCCGUUGCAGGCGCAGGGCGGGUUUCGCCUGCCCAAGGGGGAGAAGAAGGACAAGGAAACGCUGGUGGCUGAGUUUGUGGCAGCAGUCAACUGCAACACGUGUAAUACCGACUUAAGGAGACUCGGAGAGCGGAUAGAGCGGACGAAAACUCCGCAGUGCGAAACGGUUGAGCGGUUAGAUGCCGGCAAUUACAGGCUGGAAGGCCAAAAUGUGCUGAAGGUCAUCAGGGCUGAGGAUGAGGUGUGCCAUCCUGUGACGAGCCGUCAGCUGCUGCAGACGUCCAGGGCGCAAUCCCGGUCGCAGCGAUCCCCCGAGUUCCACUAUGAGCCGGAGUCCAUGUGGGGCCUGGAUUGGAAUGCCUCCUGGGCGCUGGUGAGGAACUCCAGCGGAUGCUUCCUGAGAUUCCCAUCGUCAUCUUCAGGCCCCGCUAGAAAGGAGUCCGCGCUGUCCCUGGGCCGCUGCCUGGAGCGCGCGGCGAGGCGCGGCGCACGCUGGCGCGUGGAUUUGGGGCUGCCGGCCACGGGGAAUCGGCGACACCCAGGCACCAACCCGGCACUGGUGCCGCUGCCUUCGCACCUUCAAAGUGCCUUCCCCGAGGGCAGGUGGCUGGUCGUGAACCGAGUGGGCUGGGCACGGUGCCCGGGGAUGAACGACUUCAAGGGCUCCAUCUUCGCGUUCCUCGGCAACCUCUGGGGCUCCGGCUCCUAUGCGGCCGUGCUGGAUGCGGACUUUGAGGUGCUGGACGCGGCGAAGAUCGGCCUGCGCCAGGGGCGGUGGGAGAACGCCAUCUCCGAUGUGCGGCUUUGGGCGGAUCCGGCGGGGGACCUCAUCAUCAGCUUCAUGCCAUACUACUUCGCCGAGCGCUUCCACAACUUUGUUGCGAAGCUUCAUCUCGACUCCGAGGCGGGGCGCCUGGAGGCCUGGGUGGACCGCCGGGAGGUGCGUCGUGCCCAGAGCUGUGGAGAGAGCGAUGGGCCCAAGAAGAACCUGGGCUUCUUCGCGCUGAAUGGCUCCACCUUCGCGCUGGACAAGAUCUCCCCCACCUCCGUGGACGCCUUUGACCUGUCGGAGCUGGAGCUCGAGAAGGAGCCCCAGGCGCUGGCCCGCCACAACCACAGCUACCCCCAGGUCACCUUGCCGGCGCUUUGCAUGGCGCCAGCAGGGCCCGGGGGUACUAUGCCGAGGGAAGAUCCCUGGAAGGAUUGCAGGGGCCAGGAGAAGGAGCUCUUCCUCCACAACGGGCCCCCGCCUUUGUGGCUCGAGGAGCCGGGCUUCUACCUGGGCAUCGGGCACCUGGUGCGCGGGAAACGGGAGAUGCGGCCCUUCCACUACACCCUGCCUGACCACUACACGCAUCAGUUCUUCGCCCUGUCCGCCACGCGGCCUUUCCGGCUGUUGGCGCUGUCGCCCGAGUUCUGCUUCAGCAGCGAGCAAGAUGCAGAGGACUGCGAGAACAUCCAGUUCGCGUCCUCCCUGCUGCGGGAGGGAAACGACAGCCUGCUGGUGGGCUACGGGGUGCAGGACUGCGACGCUUUUCUGCAGCGCCUCUCGCUGCAUGAGGUGCUGGCCUCGCUGGUUGCGCUUGAGUAG
Molecule: messenger RNA, 3336 nt
Organism: Effrenium voratum
Lineage: Eukaryota; Dinophyceae; Suessiales; Symbiodiniaceae
Source: the annotation of a GenBank genome assembly